UACUUUUUUAUUGUCGCAAAAUGAAUAUUUUUACGAGUAGAAGCAAUUUCGGACUAAUAUUGGUCUUAGCUGGGUGUGGCCUAUUGAUUGUCGCCGAUCAUAAAAAUAUGCUGAGAAUAUGCAAGAUAGAAUGUGUUGUCGGUGAUCUGGCUCGUCCUUAUAUUGCGAAUGAAAGUUGCUCAAUUAAAGCUUUAAGUCGAUAUCGGACUGCUAUAAAUGUUGAAGGUUAUCUGUUAAAGCCAUUUGACGACAUCUUGGUAAAUAUGCGAAUUUUCAAGAAGAACAGUGUUACAUAUUUACCAUACAUGGUCAAUGUAACUACCAAUGUUUGUAAGUUUUUGAGUGGCGGUAGUGUUGGUGCUGCUGGAUUUUAUACCCGUUUUAUGAUAGGCUGGAUUAAUAAAUAUUCUAAUAUAAACCAUAGCUGCCCAUAUUCGGGCUACACAUGGGCAAAGAAUUUGGAACCAUUUGCGGAUAAGAUUCCAGUAUUUGCUCCCACAGGAGAUUAUCGAUUAGAACUGCAUUUUUAUGAGAGUUCUUUAAACAACUGGUUAGGUGUCAUUCGCGGGUAUGGUACGAUUAAACUGAGACCUUUCAGUAAAUAA
Hermetia illucens (black soldier fly) is the source of this 605-nucleotide messenger RNA. RefSeq lists its product as uncharacterized. Lineage: Eukaryota; Metazoa; Arthropoda; Insecta; Diptera; Stratiomyidae. Bases 21 to 605 code for a protein of 194 amino acids. The record is from RefSeq and is a predicted model, not a curated record. The transcript is spliced from 4 exons.